Corythoichthys intestinalis (scribbled pipefish) is the source of this 8634-nucleotide messenger RNA. RefSeq names its product NDRG family member 4 (gene ndrg4). Lineage: Eukaryota; Metazoa; Chordata; Actinopteri; Syngnathiformes; Syngnathidae. The transcript has 18 exons. Gene Ontology annotation, cellular component: cytoplasm. The record is from RefSeq and is a predicted model, not a curated record. Gene Ontology annotation, biological process: signal transduction; positive regulation of ERK1 and ERK2 cascade. The coding region runs from base 180 to 1493 and encodes 437 amino acids.
AAAAGAGGGGGGGAUGACAGCGACUCUCUCUCUCUCUCUUCUGUAGUGCGUCCUCUGCACAGGCAGACCCAUAAACCCUCAGAUACACUCUUGCCAAUCCUCAGCAACCUACACUCCGCGAGAUCGCAGAAUCAACUGAUCAGAGAAACUCUUCACAACACCACAGGUUACUGCCCAGGAUGGCGGGGAUGAAGGAACAGCAGUUCCCUGAGGAAAAGCCAUUGCUCCCAGAACCAAGAGCAACUGAUUCAGACAUGCAGGAAAAAGGAGAUGAGGCAUCAGGAGGGCAGCCACGCCCUUCCAGCCCUAAGCCCCUCAACAACCCUCCUUCCCACAGUCGUUCCACUCAUCGUUGGCAUGUCAUCGCACGACACUGGCUCCGUCAGACCCGUAGUCGGACAAGCGGGACGCUCCCGGAGAACUGUGAACAGCUGAUGCCAGUAGGCGAUUGGAAGGAACAUGAUGUUGAGACCCCUUAUGGGAUGCUCCAUGUUGUUAUUCGUGGGGCACCCAAAGGGAACAAGCCCGCUAUCCUCACCUAUCACGAUGUGGGACUGAACCACAAGCUGUGCUUCAACUCUUUCUUCAAUAAUGAGGAUAUGCAGGAGAUCACCAAGCACUUUGUGGUUUGCCACGUCGAUGCUCCGGGACAGCAGAUUGGAGCGUCACAGUUGCCACAAGGGUACCAGUAUCCUACGAUGGACCAGUUGGCGAGCAUGUUGUCAACUGUGGUGCAGCAUUUUGGAUUCAAGAGUAUCGUUGGUAUUGGAGUUGGAGCUGGAUCAUACAUCCUGGCUAAGUUUGCUCUGAUAUUCCCUGACCUUGUGGAGGGUUUGGUUCUGCUAAACAUUGACCCCAAUGGCAAAGGAUGGAUUGACUGGGCUGCUACAAAGCUGUCAGGACUGACAAGCGCACUACCAGAUACUGUACUGCCACAUCUUUUCAGUCAGGAGGAGCUAAUGAACAACACAGAGCUGGUGCAGAGCUAUCGGCAACAGAUUAACAACACCAUCAACCAGUUCAACUUGCAGCUGUUCUGGAACAUGUAUAACAGUCGAAGGGACUUGGAGAUGAACCGGAGUGGGACUACGCUGAAUGCCAAAACUCUGAAGUGUCCAGUUAUGUUGGUUGUGGGAGACAAUGCCCCUGCUGAGGAAGGCGUGGUUGAGUGCAACUCGAAGCUUGACCCGACCAACACCACUUUCCUAAAGAUGGCAGACUCUGGUGGACUACCCCAGCUAACACAGCCUGGAAAGCUCACUGAAGCAUUCAAGUACUUCCUUCAAGGAAUGGGCUACAUUGCUUAUGUGAAGGAUCGGAGGUUGAGUGGAGGGCCAGUGCCCUCUGCUAGUAUGACUCGCCUGGCUCGCUCCAGGACUGCCUCCCUGACAAGCGCCAGCUCCAUGGACGGAUCACGCUCUCGUACCUGCACCCACUCUGACAGCACCGAAGGAGUUGGUGCAGUCACUCACACUAUGGAAGUUUCUUGUUGAGGCCUCAAAGGAAGAGGAGAAGAAGGGGUGAAGGACGGAGAGAGAAGCCAUAGGGAGUAAGAGUAAAGUGGGGUAUUAAAAGUUUUAUUUGGCAGAAUGAAGUAAAUAGCCAUGAUUCUCUCUCUCUGUCUUCAUCCUCUAGAUCCUUUGUCUGCUUUCCUCUAUCCCCGUAUAGUGUUUAACGUCAUACACUCAUCAUGGGCAGGAAUGUAAUCUUCAUUUUGUACCUUCUAAAUGACUGAUUUUAGGUUUUCUUUAAGCAUAGCAAAUUGACGAUAGGCAAGAAGCCAGGUACAACAUGAACCGAUAGCUACCCAAGCUCUGAUAUAGUGUUUAGAUACACGAUUGUUAGCUAAAUCUUUUAAAAGAUGGCAAUAAGGGAUCUCUCUCUUGUCUAAGUCAAACUGCUAGUUUUUUCUUGUCAUCACAAUUGACUGCAGCAGGUGUUUGCUUUGAAAUUAUUGACCCAUUGAACAUUAAAUUAGCGAAUGUUCAAAUAUCCAGCAAGAAUGACAGAAGCUUGCAUUUUAUUAUAAAUAUCUAGUUGCAGGGAAACUUGCUAAGGCCAAAAGUGGGUAGUAACGCAAUACAUUUACGCCGUUUUAUUGAGUAACUUUUUGAAAAAAAUGUACUUCUAAUAAAUAUCUGGUUGCUCGGAAAACUUGCUAAGGCCAAAAGUGGAAAGUAACGGGUUGCAUUUACGCAGUUCAAUUUUCUUUAGUAACUUUUGGUGAAAAAUGUUCUUCCAAGAAUAGGUUUACCGCACCAUACUUUGUACCGUUACUUAAGUCGAUUUGUGAAAAACAACUGUUACUCUCGCGCUGCUACUUUGGGCUACACUAGGUCAUUACAUUUUCCCUUUUUAUUCUACAUAUUCAAUUUGACUUUAUUUUUGCCUGCAGUGGCUCGACCAGUUUCACCAAUGAAACAUCGCAACAAUAAUCUCAUGACUCCAAAAUACCAAUCAGACUUAACAAUACAGUGACAUAAUUACACACAAGCUUGCAGUCGGAAGUCCUGUUCAAUCACGUAGUGUCUUUAAAGCGCCGAAAGCAUAAACUACUUCAUAAUGAGUACUGCUGUCAGCAUUACUUGACUACGGAAAACCAGAGAUAAGAUUGUUUUAAUUCUAUAGCAUAAAAUGUUUUUUCCACUAGAGGGCACUCAUGCUCUUUGGAUGGGUGAUGUGUCUUUCUGUAGAUUUUUCUAGUGGUAUUUGAGAAUUUGUUUGCAAUUUUUUGGGCAUAAUAUGGUCAUCUGAUAGGUUCUAAUACAGUGUAAUAAUAACAGUUCAUAUAAAUGACGUGCUGAGGGGAAAAAAUACCAUUAAAUACUCCCAAAAAAAUCUGACAUUGUAAGCAUUUACUCACUACUUGAGUAUUCAUUUUUCUGAAUACCAUUUUUAAUUGUACUUGAGUAACAUUUUCGGACGACUACCUUUACUUCAGUAAUAUUAUUUUGAAGUGACGCUACUCUUACUUGAAUAAAAUGUUUGGCUACUCUACUAACUUCUGAUCAUAUGACUCCCCCACACACGCAAAGUAAGGAGGGAUAAUGUGGCGAGUAAACAUUUUGGCUGCCCACCACUGGCACAUUUUAACACAUUUUAGUGGUUGUCGUUUUACUACGCAUAUUUGGGCCUGUCUGUACUAUAUAAUUGUAUAACUGUUUUAUAUCCGCCCAAUUUUAUUUUUUGAAAACUCUGUAAAGAUGAAAAGUUCAAAUCAGUCAUUAAAAUUAUAGGCAUGUCCAUGAUGAGUGUUUGUAAACAUCAGUGCUCAAUUUUAUCUAUUACAACUCCACCUUCACAAUUCUUGUCACCCAGCACUUAAAUUUGUACCCUUGACUAUCUCAUAGUUGUGUUUGCUAAGUAUCCCCAUUAUUGGCUUGGGCCCCUUUCAACCCCCCACCCCCUCACUCAUACACACAAACACACAUUAACCAUUUCUGUAGCAAUAUUCAAUGAAGAGCUGCUGAACUUAUGAUAUAAAAGAAAAUGCGAUGGAGUCGAGGAACAUGUAAGGGGCUCUAAAACGGUUUCUUAUAAGCACUUUACACAGUGGACACCAGAGGUUCAGAAUAUGACAGACAGCAGAACACAGCCAACUGUAUUGUCCAAGUAGUGCUUAGACUAAGGGUAAUUAUUAGCUUGUUAGCAUGAUCGGUAGAUGAUACAGGCACAACACUGCUUUAAAGCUCCACUCAGUUGUGUGUUAUGAGUUGUACAGAUUAGUCGAAUUGUCCACUCAGAAAAGGAUCUUUGCUUGAGGAGGAUGCAGAGCUUCACGUAUGUUCUGUGUAAAUUCCGUGUGCGAGCUGUCCGUUGUGGGUGAAUUUAUAUUAUUAUUUCGAAGAAUUCCCUGCCACCGUUAUUUUUUGAAGGUACUGUACAGGAAAAAAAUGUCAUCAUCAACUUGUCAAAAAUGACUUAACUAUAAGCUUUUACUUCUUUUCAGUAGUAGGCCUAUAUUUUUUCAAUCACCUGCCCUAAUUGCACCCAAAGAAUAUAGCUGGUACAAACAUAUUAUGGACCCUAAAAUCAAUUUAUGCAUGCCAAUACUGAGCUCAGCUUUAAAGCGUGCCAUUCUAAGUCCAAGACAAUCCGCGAUAGUAAUAGAGUAUAGAUAUGUAUUUAGUAACAUCUGUAUGCAUGUGAUGUGUAGAGUGCUUAAGUAUUUUGGUAGAGUCUAAUUACAGUAUUAAGUGUUAGACGUCACAUGUGGUUACUUCAAUACAGCCAUUGUUUUAACUACCUUCGUCAGUCUGUAGCUUCACUGCAUGAUUGUAUUUCUGAUUGUAGUCAACUCUUUGUGGUCUCCACGAUAACAUUAACAUUCUGAUCCAAACCAAAUACUACUAGGCUUGCCCCACUCCCAAAAUUCGUAUCUUGCUUUCCUUAUUGCAACUAGGGCCUAUAAAUGUAAAUAUAAAGUCGCAUUUUCCUGCCUAAUAACAACUGCACGGGCUAGGUCAGGGGUCAGCAACCUUUAACAUUCAAAGAGUGUUGGUGCGAAUAGGUCAGAAGUCCUUUUUGUCUGAGUGAGUAAAAAAAAAAAAUCAAGGUUUUAAAAUGUGAUUCCAUGAACUCUUAAGGUUGAUGUAUGCUUCUACGCCGUUAACGCAGACCCUACCCUGUAGCCUGAUGUGCGCCUCCAAAAAAUCCUGACUAUGUAUUAUGUCAACAUGUCGUAACGUGAACGUCCAAGGACUGUGAUGUGUCCGCUCAAAACGUUGUUUCCGGUGAAGCAUAACACUGCCAUUUUCAAACACACGCAAAAGUCCUCUGUAUUGCCUAUGCUUUAACAUUUGAUUUAACAACAUUUGUUGUUCAAUAUUGAUGUGCUGCAGCCGCAAAUACACACGUUCCAUCUCAGUUGCUAUGGCUGUCUAUGACCGUAAGAAAACCAAAGGAAUUCGACAAAGUCCCCCAAAACCGUAUAAAGACAAAGCCACACCCUUCUAGUGGCUUGGCUGUGAAUUACAGAACAACGUGUUCCCUUGACACAGAACUUCGAAUGCUCAAUGAUGACCUAGUGUCAUCGCCGUCACCGCAACGCAGAAGAAUAAUUCAGCCGUUAUGCACAUGAUGAAUUCACCAACUAUGUAAAGUGACAGUUUCAUUUGGAAAUUGUACCCAUAAAUCUUUGCACCGUUCACACUAAUGGCGCCGCUAGAGAUACCGCUAAAGGCACUGCCUGUCUCCAUGUCUGCUUUUUGGCGCCAUUUUCAAUUAAACCGUGCAGGAUAUGAAUGGUGAAUUCAUUACCUCCCUGAGUGUUCUGCUAAUAAAGCUAUCUAAAAAGCAAGCGCGGCACUGUGGCCAAUUGGAUAGCACAGGGGUGGGCAAAACGGUCCUCAAGGAUCGAAGUGGGUCUUUGGUCCAAUUGAUCCAGCACAGACAGUUUAACCAAGGACGUUUCUGCUGAAACAAGAAGCACCUGAUUGCGCUUUCAAGACACCAGAUUGGUAAAAGGUUUCCUCUUGAUGAGUUGGAACAGAAACCCGCAACCACUGCAGCCCUUUGUGGAAUAGUUUGCCUACUCCUGGUUUAGCACGUCCGUCAGCACUUAACAGUUCUGAGAUUGAUAGUUGGGCUGUGGCCUUCUUGUGUGGAGUUUGCAUUUUCUCUCCGUACCUGCGUGGGUUUUCUCCAGUUUCCUUCUACAUCCCCAAAAAAAUUCACGGUAGGCUGAUUGGACACUCCAAAUUAGGAGUAACUAGGAAAACUAGGAAUGAGAGUGCGCAUGAAUGAUUGUCCGUUUCCUUGUGCCGUGCGAUUGACUGGCAACCAGCUCAGGGUGUACCCCGCCUACUGGGAAAGGAAAAUGAAUGAAAAAAAAUGUAAGCCUGACUAAAGGUUGUUUCAAACUAGUGGCAGCCUAGUGUUAGGGUUCAGUGGCAACCCAUUCAUUGUGUAUGUGGGAGGGGACUUCUCAGCAAAAGUGAGGCGGCCGUUUUGGGCGGAACGGCAAGUUUAAUGAAUUUGCGCCGAGAGGUGGGACCCGAAAUAGAGUCUUGCUCUAUUUUCAAAGAGCCACAGCACUGACAUCAACAACGCAUCCAAUAGCAGAGAAGCAGGCGUACUUAUAUCUGUGCUAUCAGGCUGUUUCAGAAGACGGAUAUACGCAAACCACGGCCGACGAAACUUUGAUAAAUGCGCUUUUUAAAACUUUUGCGAGCACUGAGACACUCGAAAAAUGGCUCUCAUACAUCUUCUUGCUCAGCUAAAUGGUACCUCGAUGUGCGUUGAUGUGGAAAUGUAGUUCACGAACAACAACAAAAACUAUUCCCCUUCUCAUCAAGACUAGUAAAACUCUUUACACUGCUAUUAUAAUGCCCCCUAGUCCUUGAAACAGGAAAAGUCCCUGUAUUCUUGUGCAACAAGGAAAAAUAAACGCAUUGGUGCUAGGGACUAUAGAAGAAUAAGCUUUUCACUUCCUGACAGCGUCUACGUCAGGCUACAUGGUUCCUCUUUUUUUGCGCUUGCCGUGGACGGCUCUUGACACUGGGCGGACACUAGUGUGAAAAGGCGUUUAGUCUUAAGGGAAGCUGAAUUCCAUAGUUAAACUGGUAAGCUUCACAAUACAGGGUGUUCCAAAUCUUUGAACCCAUUUCGUAGGCCAAUAGUUUUGACAAUCUACGUUGGAAUGACCUCAAAUUUUCACAGCUUGUGUAGAUUCAAGUUUUUGUGUGUAACAUUUGGCAUUUCUAUCUUUUCAGGUUAAGAAAUGCUGUUCACUUCAAAAGAAAAGGCAUUUUGCGUGUUAGAGCAUGCUCGAACUCAGUAACCGAAGACAGUGCAGCGUGCCUUCUUCACAAAUUUUGCAAAGAAGCCACCAAUGACAAAACAAAAUAGGACUUGGAACCAAAAAUUUCAAGAAAUUUUAGCGAGUUUGACACAAGCACAAAUACCGACUCGACGUGUACAGAGUCACAGGCGGCGCUCAUAUUGAACAUUUAUGAAAAUCUGUCAUAGAACCAACAAAUAAUUGUACUUUUCUUUGUAAUUUUAACCAAUAAAAUGUAUGACCUUCAACAUAAAGUUUAUUCAGUUUCAUUAAGAUCCAUCAAGUAUUUUCUGAGAUAUGGGCAUUUAGAAUGGGGUCAACCAUUUUGGAACACCCUGUAUAUUUAAAUCAAAUGAUCAUUUUUAUUAGUUUAAAAAACUGAGCUGCAUUCGAGUGAUCAAAGAAGGGCAUACGCCAUAAGAGCUGCUGGUUGCCGACCCCUGGUCUAAAUGUUGAAAGGGAACUAAGAUCCGGGAGAAAAUGGCGUAGUCACAAACAUUGGUGUAAUUCAUCACUUCAGUAGAGGGUCAGUAUUUAUUUUGAUGUUCCAUACGACUACAACUCAUCAAUAUACUUUUUACAUGUAUGUAUUUAGAACAUUAGAAUCGGGAAGUUGUGUGCUGUUGCCUGCUCUUAUACUGGACCGCCACAGGUCCCUUGAUUUUUUUCAAUUUAUUAAUGUACAGCGGCGAUGCGCCACAGUCGCCAUGCAAUGUCACCUGUUACUGAAAUACUUUGGUCAGGUCAGGCAUAGCUUUCAUUUGCUGAGGUGUGCACAUCUCUGAGAUGUCCUGUGAGAGGCGGGGCUGUUUUGGAGCCAUUUGGGCACCAAGCUCAGAAUGUAGGGCAAUCCCCAACCACCUUAAAAAAAAACCCACUCCCUAAAAAGGUGCCCCGGUUCUCACAGGUGUACCCAGAUGCACCCUAAAGGGCUAUCAGCUGAAGUCACUUUUAUAGAAAUGUCUGCUACUGGAUGUGAAUCUGAGGGACUGACACAGACAGAAAGGAGAAUGUGAUUGUGUUGACGUAGAACAGCAAAUUGUCUUGGAAGGUUACAUUUGAAACUGUACAAAUCAAAGUAACGUUCAUGAUUCAUUACCAUGUGAAGUGUCGAUGUUAGGAUUGGAUAUUGCAUGGAAAACAAGCACCUCAAUCAUUUGCAUGGAGUGGAGAGGUUGUAAAAAGGCAACUUUCAACACAAACUGCCCAGGGGGCGGGGGGUUAUGGGGAUAUGGUGUUUUCCUGAAUGUAUUUUGUCUGUAUUUUGAAGUGCUGUACAGUAUUGUCACCCUAUACCUUAUUCUCCCAGAUUUUCUGCACUAUACUUUGUACCUCCACCUGAGCCAACAAUAAAGAUGUUUCUGUAUGGUUUUCCCUCUAAAAAUAUUUAAGGAACUGAAUGAGUUGAGACCUGGGCCCUCCUUGCACUUGUAGAUAAUUUUUAUUUUUAGAGCAGGUUACUAAUGCCAAACACUAAUGUUAUAUUUUAGUGAAAUGUUUGUUCUUUUUGCCUUUGUUUUUAAACACCGUUUAAAAAAAAAAAAAGGGAGAAAAAAAAAGUCAAACUUUAGUAAAGUGAUUGUUUGUUCAUCAGUAUUACUAGAGUUAUUGUAUUGUUGUCAUUAAGAGUCAUUUUUAAUUGAGCAAUAAGUAUUUUUUUCUUGUUUGGAUUGUUUCAUAAUGUCUUCCCUAUGAGCAGUCACAACAGUAGACAAAUUCUUACCUGCUUGGGUGUCAUGUGUAAAGUUUUAAAUAUGUAACAAAUAUAUACACAACAUAAGCUGUCAUUGUCCAUGUACUAACCAAGUAACUAGUUAUAAAAUAAAAACAAUGUCAGAAUUUACAGAGUCCUA